GUGCAUGUUAUCCAUAGCACGACUAACUAUCUAUUGCAAUGGCAUGCCAAUGCAUACAGCUCAUCUUCUUCUUCCUAUUUCUCUUCCCAAUUUCUGCUUUGGCUCAGAAAAAUGGUAUUGUCCCUGUGGGCAGUACUUUGACUGCAGGGCAAAAUUCUGCUAGUCCUUGGCUUUCACCUACUGAGGAUUUUGCAUUUGGAUUCCAGCAAGUUCAGGAUAAGGAUCUUUUCUUGUUUUCCAUAUGGUAUCACAAAAUUCCAGACAAAACUGUAGUUUGGUUUGUUAAUUCAACAAAUCCAGUGCUGCGAGGAUCGACUGUAAAGCUUGAUGCUCAGACAGGGCUUGUACUCCGUGACCCUCGAGGCAUACAACUUUGGAGUGCUAAUGUUGGUUCUAAUCAACUGGUUCGUGGUUUAAUGAAUGAUACAGGCAAUUUUAUCCUCCAGGGGAGUGAUGGUAGCCCGCUCUGGGAAAGCUUUAGACAUCCUGCUGAUACAAUUUUGCCCUAUCAAGACUUGGUAAUUGGCGAUUCUCUUUGUUCUCGACAGUCAGCAACAAACUUCUCCCAAGGAAGAUUUUAUCUCCGUUUUCUUGAUGACGGGAAUCUAGUGCUUGCUACCAGAAGUGUGCCAACAAAUGUGGAUGAUGAAGCUACCUACUACAAUAGUCAGACUUCUGAUUCUACAGGUGAACAGAAUUCUGGUUACCAAGUUACUUUUGAUGGCAGAGGGGCCAUGUACAUAAGGAAAGGGAACGAUCAAACAAAACAGCUCAAUCCAGUUUCAAUACCAUUACCAUCAGUAUCAGAAAACUAUCAUAGGGCAACAAUAGAUUUUGAUGGGGUCUUCACACAUUAUUAUCAUCCUAGGACUUCUUCUGGCAGCCCAAACUGGACAAUUUUUUGGUCUAUGCCAGAUAAUAUAUGUACCAGCAUUACUGGAGAAAAAGGGAGCGGAGCUUGUGGAUUUAACAGCGUUUGCCACCUCGAACUUGGAAGACCGGUUUGUGCGUGUCCAGAAGGGUAUAUAUUGCUUGAUCCAAAUGACAAGAACGGCAGCUGCAAGCCAAACUCUUCUCUUGUCUGCGAUGAAGUAGAGGAGGGCUCCGCAGAAAGCCUUUAUAAUUUUGUGGUGGCCAGUGAUAUAGAUUGGCCACUGUCUGACUUCGAGCAAAUAAAUCCUUCAAAUGAAACUAUUUGUGGGCAAGCUUGUUUGCAGGACUGUUUCUGUGCUGUGGCCAUUUUCAGAAACAACAGUUGCUGGAAGAAGAAGCUGCCACUUUCUAAUGGGAGGAUGGACACUAGCCUUCAGGCAAAGGCUUUCAUCAAAUAUCGCAAAAGUGAUGCUCCUCCUGUACCUCAAACUUUUCCUCCAGUUCCGGCAGGAUCAAAGCCAAAAAACCGAGGAACUGUGAUAAUUGUGGGGUCUGUGCUUCUCGGAAGCUCUUUUUUGGUGUUCAUUGCCACUGCUUGUUUGGGCUUUUACUUCAUAUACCACAAAAAGAAGGUAAUAACUCAUCCAAAUACUGAUGCACCGAACACAAAUUUGCGUUAUUUUGCGUACAAAGAGCUUGCAGAAGCUACAAAUGAAUUCAAUGAAGAGUUGGGCAGGGGAUCUUUUGGUACUGUUUAUAAAGGUUCCUUGCAAAUCAGAUCCAGAAACACUACUGUUGCGGUGAAAAAGUUAUACAGAAUGGAUCAAGAUGCUGACAAGGAAUUUCGUGCUGAAGUGGAAACAAUAGGCCAGACUAACCACAAGAAUUUGGUCCGCCUGCUUGGAUUCUGUGAUGAAGGACAACAUCGUCUAUUGGUGUAUGAAUAUAUGAGCCAUGGCACUCUCGCAAGACUGCUGUUAAAUAAUCCCAAAACUAGUUGGAGUACAAGGACUCAGAUUGCUAUUGGGAUUGCAAGGGGGCUGGUAUACCUUCAUGAAGAAUGUAGUACUCAGAUUAUCCAUUGUGAUAUAAAGCCCCAAAAUAUACUCCUUGAUGAGUACUUCAAUGCUCGCAUUUCUGACUUUGGAUUGGCAAAACUCUUGAUGAUUAAUCAGAGUCGAACUAUCACUGGAAAUAUCCGAGGAACGAAAGGCUACGUAGCUCCUGAAUGGUUCAGGAGCACUCAAGUUAAUGCUAAGGUUGAUGUUUAUAGUUUUGGUGUCUUGUUACUAGAGAUCAUUUCUUGCCGAAGAAGCAUGGAGAAUACUGAAAUUGGUCAUGGAGAAUUUUUAAUUUUGACUGAUUUGGCUUGGGACUGCUUCCAAGAAGGAAGAUUGGAUGCUUUUGUAGAAAAUGAUUUAGAAGCUCUAAACGAUAAGAUGAUGCUAGAGAGAUUUGUGAUGGUUGGUAUUUGGUGUAUUCAAGAAAACUCAUCUCUUAGGCCUACAAUGAGGAAGGUGAGCUGGAUGCUUGAAGGAAUUGUGGAAGUUAUGGUGCCCCCAUGUCCAUAUCCUUUUUCCACCCCUGGCUGAGAUUAGUUCUAUUAUUGUUUAAUUUGUGUCAAUCGAUUUGAUGUCUAAGGACAGUUUUUAUGCUGUUUUUUCCUCUUUUUUCUUUGUUCUUGUUUUUUCUGCUUUAUUCCAAUGUAUAAGAUUCUCUCUGUAUGUAAACAUCCUGUUGUGAUGGUGGUUUUCUAGUGCUUAUCAUGUACACAGAAUGGUCAGUUUUGUGGUUUUGUGUAUCUAACCUAAGAUACUAGGAAUGUGUGUAUUUAAUAUGAAAAGGUCUAAUUAUUACUGUCUA
Coffea eugenioides is the source of this 2736-nucleotide messenger RNA. Its product is annotated as G-type lectin S-receptor-like serine/threonine-protein kinase RLK1. Gene Ontology annotation, molecular function: protein serine/threonine kinase activity; ATP binding. The transcript has a single exon. The record is from RefSeq and is a predicted model, not a curated record. Lineage: Eukaryota; Viridiplantae; Streptophyta; Magnoliopsida; Gentianales; Rubiaceae. Bases 39 to 2465 code for a protein of 808 amino acids. Gene Ontology annotation, biological process: protein phosphorylation.